Molecule: messenger RNA, 717 nt
Organism: Cucurbita moschata (crookneck pumpkin)
Lineage: Eukaryota; Viridiplantae; Streptophyta; Magnoliopsida; Cucurbitales; Cucurbitaceae
Product: vascular-related unknown protein 4-like
Exons: 3
Coding region: 22-564 (180 amino acids)
Biological process (GO): xylem development
Source: RefSeq, a predicted model, not a curated record
CUCUCUAUUAUCUUUCAUAAUAUGGCCAAAGAAAGCUCCGCCCAUACUUCCGUCUGCCACGGCGGCGAUCAGUCGUCGGAGGAGAGUGGUUGGACCAUCUACUUUGAAGAUUUCCUCAACAACCACCACCCUACUAAUCAACCACCCACCUCCUUCUCUUCUUUUCCUCUCUCUCCCGAUCAAAGCUACCCUAUCGCCGACGCUGCUUCCUCCGUCGUGGACCACAAACUACUCGAAAACCACGACGGAGCCGCCAUGGAUCCCGGGUUUAGCUGCAAGGAUCAUAUCAACUUUUUCAAGAAGAGGAAGAUGAUCUAUGAGGUGUUCGUUGAUGAUGAAGCUUUGGAGGACACCGCUAGCUCUCCGGUUAAUAGUCCCAAGGUCUGUGAUUCGAACUACUUCAGUAAAAACCCGAGGCACAAAGGGAAACUGAUAACUCCUCAGGUACAUGAGAGAAGAGAAAUAGGUGAUUUAAUUGGAAUUGGCAGUGAGUACACAGAAUUGAAGAAAAGAGGGCUUUGCUUAGUACCUUUUUCUAUGAUACUUAAUUAUAUGGAUCAAUAAUUCCUCUCUCUCUAUAUAUAUAUCUAUAUCUAUAUAUAUAUAUAUAUAUAUAUAUAUAUAAUGUGUUUGUAUAAAAUGUGUAAUAUUAUUGCAAGCAAAUGAAGGCAUAGCCGACUUUCGGUGUUAUAAAUGGUAUCUGAAAAGGUACUGAAC